GCCAGGUUCUGUUUUUCCAGAACUUUGUGCUCCAGGCCAGAUUUUGACCAGGUUCUGAUCCAACUCUGACCUGGUUCUGACUCUUUUAGAAACCUCUAACAAAACUUUGUAUGUGGUUCCGAGUCCUCUGACCGAUCCGAACCAGCCUCCUGUAACACUUGGUUCUGGAUGGCUGAAGGCAGGCCGGGCCAACAGCGCCCCCUGCCGGACUGGCUGUUCUCUGGCGUCCAGCAGGGGGCGCCGACGUGCUGCCAGCCUGCCAAAUGUUUAUUCCUGCUUUUGAUGACGAUAAAUGGGUUAAUUCACAUAUUCACAUGUUUCUGUUUCUUCUUCACUCUGAUUGGUCCUCUCGGUGCCGCUCGGCUCACAGGUCCAAUCGGUUCUGAUCACCAGUUUCAUUUGGUUUGUACUCUGCUGUGCUCUGAAACAUUUUCUGGAAUCUGAACCAGAUUUGAUUUUUCCUCCGCUGUCAGAACGUUCUGGAGGUUUUGGUUCCUUUUUCUCGUCCUGGUUCUAAUCUGUUCGUUCAGGGAGCCUUUGUUUUGCUCCUUUCCACUCCGCUGCUGGUUUCCUAUGGCAACAGGCUUGUGCUGCGGUCGUCAUGGCAACUAGCUGAGACCACAGCCAAUCAGAGCAGGCGGUCGUCUCCUUUUAUAGAGCCACAUAGAGGCUGCAGGUCCAGGCAGCCCAAGGUUAAAGGUCAGAGCUAUCAGUGUGAACAGCGCCCUCUAUAGCAGCGGCUGCAUCAUGCUGUGGGUUGAACCGGAUCUGAGCCUGUUCAUGAAAUUCUGCCUCAGUCUGGAGAAUUUCACCGAGAUCCAGCCGGAGGUCCAUGCAGGUCAGAACCUGACCUGUUCUGCUGCUGCAGAACAGGUCAGGUUCUAGUUUCUAGAUGAGGUCAACCAAUCAGAGCCCAGAAAAGAUAAAGAUGAGGCCUCUUCAUCACCAGGAGUGAUGCAUCUGUCUUCAUGAGAGCAUCUUUGAUCCUGAUGAAGAUGAAGCUGAUGAAGCUCUUCCUCUGCUGCUGGGUCCCUCUAAUGCCUCGGUUCCGGUUCUCCUUCGGAUCUCGGUUUCAUCUCCAUGAACCGGCCAGGUUCUAAGGUACGGAACAGCGCCCCCUGCUGGUCUGGAUCCUGCAGGUGGGUCGGACUUCCGGGUCCGUUUAGCUCACCUGGCUCAGAGUCGAACCCUGACUUCAUUCACUCAGGUAAAAAGCAUCAAUUUCUUCUGCUUGGGAACUGGUUCUGGUUCUGGUUGUGUCUUGUGCUCUACGGUUGGGCUCAGAACCAGAACCUCCAUCUGGACCGGUCUGUUCUUGAGGUCCAGAUUGUAUAAUAUUGUGGAAAUAGCAGAUUAUUUAUUUUUAUCUUCAGAUUAUUGCUGACUGAAUCUUCGGACUUUCUAACAGAACCUUGGAUGUUGUUUUACAUGUUAAAGAACUAUGAACACGAACUCAUUCAGUUCAAAUGUAAUUUUAAAGGGACAGUGCUCAAUAAUAAAUAUAAUUUAAGUUAACCUGAGCUAGCUAAAGGAAGCUAGUUUUCGAUUAUAGUCCAUUUAGCAGUUGUUCUAUAAAAAUUAACAAAAUUAAAAUAGCGCUUCAUUAACAAUUACAUGACAAGAAAUCAUGAGAAAAGCAGAACCAUUUCUGGGUCCUAAUGGAGAUGUUCUUCACCUGUUUUAAGCCUGUUCCUUAAAGGUGUGUCUUCUUUUGUUACUUUUGUUUCUUUCAUGACUUUUAUGAAAUCUGAUUAAUAAAUGAACGGAACAUUUUCCUUAUCCUCCCCCCCCUUGUUUUCCCGCCCCGGGCCCCAGAAAGCGCUCGGCCCGCCCUGCUGCGCCUCCUCUUCAUCGUCAGCUUCAUCCUGAAGACGGACAGCCAUGAUGUCUGCCGCCUCCUCUUCCUCCUGCUGCUGAAAACCCCGGGGUGAAGCUCCUCUUCCUCCCGCUGGUCCGGAUUCUGUAGCGGAUUCGGAACCCGCCGCACCGCUGGUUCGGUUCCGUCUAGCAGCAGCAGAUGUUCGGCCGCCUCGCUGACGCUGCGACACGGUUUGUUUACGUGUGAAGAGGAUGAAGAUCCGGAGGUCCAGGAGGAAGAACGAUGACAGGAAGCUCCAGUGAUGCCGAACAUCUCAUCUGUGACGCUGCGAUAUAGAAAUGGUGUAUGCUCAGUCCACAAACAGAGUUGGUGUGAAUCCCUCCUUCUACUCCCCGUUCUUCAAGAAUCAGAUGUCAUUUAACUUCUCCAAGAAAGAGAACUUCACUGUGCUGGCUGCCUUGCCCACCUCUGCGCUCUACAGCCUCGAGGGCUCGACCCCCAGGCAGCCCAACGCCACCGCCGCCUUCGGUGACCUGUCCUCAGGGGAGGUCGCUAUCCUGGGCCUGGUGUUCGGCUUCCUCUGGCUGGUCUCCAUCCUGGGAAAUGCCCUCGUUUGCCUGGUCAUCCACAGGAGCCGGCGGACUCAGUCCACUACCAACUACUUUGUGGUGUCCAUGGCGUGUGCAGACCUGCUCAUGAGCCUGGGCUGGGCUCCGUUUGUCCUUCUGCAGGUGACUGCAGGACAAUGGCCUCUAAGCGCUGCUGCCUGCAAGGUUGUUCGUUACCUGCAGCACCUGUGCCCCGGCGUCCAGGUUUAUGUCCUGCUGUCCAUCUCUGUGGACCGCUUCUACACCAUCGUCUAUCCGCUCAGCUUCAAGGUGUCCAGAGAAAAGGCCAAGAAGAUGAUUCUGGCCUCAUGGUUGUUUGAUGCAGCCUUUAUCGCCCCUUGUUUUUUCUUUUAUGGCUCUGCAGACAGUCAUUGUGACUUUUUCCUCCCCAGCAGUUGGGGCAGUAUCACCUACGCUGCAUUUCACCUUCUGGUCGGCUUUCUGGUCCCAGUUGGACUCAUCAUUUCCUUCUACCAGCGGGUGGUUCGCUACAUUUGGAGGAUCGGAGCUGACGGCCAUACGGUGCGUCGGACCAUGAACAUCGUCCCGCGGACUAAAGUUAAGACCAUCAAGAUGUUCCUCAUGCUGAACUCAGUUUUCUUCCUCACCUGGACGCCCUUCUACGUGGCCCAGCUGUGGCACCCUGAGGAGGCCGACACCCCCGGCAGGCAGGAGCUGCUGUUCUUCACAACAAUCGCUUGGAUCUGCUUCAGCUCCACGGCCUCCAAACCCACCCUGUACUCCGUCUACAAUGCCAACUUCAGGCGCGGCAUGCGGGAGACCUUCUGUAUGUCAUCCAUGAAGUGCUACCGCAGCAACGCUUACACCAUCACUGCCAGCUCCCGGAUGGCCAAGAAAAACUACGUUGGGGUGGUGGAAAUCCCGGUCCAAGCUAAGACCAUCACCAAGGACUCGGUGUACAAUGCGUUUGACCGGGAGGCGAAGGAGAAGAAGGUAGCCUGGCCCACCAACACCAACCCGCCCAACACUUUCGUUUGAGCGACUGAGUCAACGCCACGGUUAUUGGGCGCCGUUUGUCAAGUUACACAGUAAAAAAUUACCAACAAUAAUUUGGGUUAUUUAGCCUGACAUAGAGGACAAAAUGUGCAAGCCAAGCAUUUAGAUAGCAAGCUAAAUAUUUUGCUUGCUAUCCAAAUACUUGCUACUUAAAUAUUUCGGUUGUAACCAAAUAUUUAGCUAAUAUUACUAUAAGAUGUUUAGUUAUAUUUAAUUUGAAAUAAAUAUUUGAUUUGGAGGUACUAUCCAGGUUAAAUGUUUAUUUUGCUAACUAAAUAUUGAGUUACAACCUAAAUAUUUAGUUAGUUUAGCUAACUAAAUAUUUAGCUAAACAUUUGUUCUCUAAAUACUUAAUUUGAAAGCUAAAUAUUUAGCUUGUAAACAAAAUAUGUAAUUAAACAUUGAAGUUGGAACCCUGGCAUUUAUACAUAUAUGAAUAACUUGAAGAUAUGACUUUAAAAAAACAAACAGCCACAUUUUUUUCGUUGAGAGGCUAAAUAAACCAAAUGAUUUGCGUUGAUGUCUUCCUGUGUGACCGAACACUGAGACUCCCAGAUUGUUUGUUGGUUUAAAGGGCUUCUUUCUGAUUGGACCGCGCUCCUGGCAGCCAUGUUUCCUACGUCACGCCUCAUGUUUUCAUGUUGCUUCAUGAGCGCAGCCAGUAAUCAACAUCAACAGCUACUUGUGUGAUUUGUGAGCUAGAAACUAACGUUAGUAAAAACUGACGUAGCGCUGACAUCAUGUGUUGCUUCAAGAGAUGCUAGCAGAACCGUGAAGCUGGUUCUGAUUACCUCACCAACUCGACCGAAGCCGAAGAGUUAACUGGCUGUAGUGUAGGUGGCGCUGGAGGCUGUCUUUAGCUGUUACCACUCAGAACCGGAACCAGAAUCAGAGGGAACCCAGUUCUGGUAAAUGAUGUAAAAAUGAAAUAAAGGAAGCCGAGAAUUUUCA
Xiphophorus hellerii (green swordtail) is the source of this 4395-nucleotide messenger RNA. RefSeq names its product G protein-coupled receptor 19 (gene gpr19). NCBI's taxonomy places the organism in Eukaryota, Metazoa, Chordata, Actinopteri, Cyprinodontiformes, Poeciliidae. Gene Ontology annotation, molecular function: G protein-coupled receptor activity; peptide binding. The transcript is spliced from 2 exons. The coding region runs from base 2158 to 3426 and encodes 422 amino acids. Gene Ontology annotation, biological process: cellular response to hormone stimulus; G protein-coupled receptor signaling pathway. The record is from RefSeq and is a predicted model, not a curated record. Gene Ontology annotation, cellular component: plasma membrane.